This is a messenger RNA of Pantherophis guttatus, 2607 nucleotides long. Its product is annotated as adenylate kinase 8. Gene Ontology annotation, molecular function: ATP binding; AMP kinase activity. The record is from RefSeq and is a predicted model, not a curated record. Gene Ontology annotation, biological process: nucleobase-containing compound metabolic process. Lineage: Eukaryota; Metazoa; Chordata; Lepidosauria; Squamata; Colubridae.
GGCAGCACAGAAUCCCCCGGGGGGCUUCAGGUGAGAGCAGAAUUUGAAAGCUUCAGAAUGCUGGAUCUGAAUUCUCAAGCGUGAGGCUCAAGAGGUUCUGGGGUUUCGUGCCCCUGGAUUGUUGCGGCCCUUCUAUGCAACAACACACGAGUGGGGUGGGUUCAGUGGUGGGUUGCUCCUGGUUCGCACCGGUUCACAAGAACCGGUAGUAAAAAUUUGUAGUAGUUUGGAGAACCAGUAAUAACAUUGGCUGGCCACGCCCCCAAACCAGUCCCCGACCCGGUCGCCGGUCGCUUACGCCACCCACCUCAUCAGAGGCUUUUUUUUUUAAACAACAAUACAUGCCAAGGCGAUAUAAGAACCCACAACCCAUGAAAAUAGCCUGGUCCAAGGAAAUAGCAAGUGAGGCACCACCUGGCAUGCAGCCUCCUAACAGUCAAGCGGGCACAUGUCACCCACCGAAGGAAGCAGCUGCCCUUCUCCUGAGCUCCACAAGAGCCCUCCUCAUCCUGGAUGAUGGGUGCCAAGGGACAUCAACUUCAAAACAGGCAGCCGGUGCCACCUUAGGUGCCUAGAGCUGGCAGAGGAGUGCCACCUGCAACCCUGUCACUGCAGGUAGGAGCUGUCUCGUGAGCAUCCUGAUGGAGGAUGGCAGCCCCUACGUGGCUGCUCCAAGGGGAGGAGAAGCUUCUAGGCAGCCGGGCGUUUGUCUUCUUCUGAGCAGAGGCUUCUUGAGUGCCGGGAAGCAAAAGUGAAAAAUGUGGAGGAUGAGGCAGAGCAGAAUAUUUGCAGCUGAGCGGGAUUGUCCUUGCUCUGGCCUCUUAGGUGACCUUCAAGGGAGGAAGGUCCCCUAAGGUCUCCCUCAAGUUCCCUGGGCUCUCUUGGUGGGGGCCACUCCCAUGGGUGAGGGGAAUGUUCUCUGACUCAACUGGACAGAUGUGACUGAAGGUUCUACGGGCUGCUUCCAUCAUCAGAAGCGCCUGGCAACCUCGGAACGCAAAGUCUGUUUAAGAACCUGCUUUACUGGGCACUCUCCAACCCUUAGAGAUGGAUGCUACCAGCAAGCCCCACCAGAUCCCCCCCGAGAUGGGGAUCUAUGCUGAAAAGCACAAUAUUUUCCAGGUCAUGCAGGGCCUGGUGGAAGCUCUCCUCGUGUCCCGGCCGGCCAACCCCAUUGACUUCAUGAUAGAACAUCUCAAGAAGAACAAUGAGGAGGUGCCCAAGGUCUUCAUUGUGGGGCCCCCGGCUUCUGGGAAGACCACCAUCGCCCGCUGGAUUUGUAAGCACCUCAGUGCAACGUAUCUUUGCCCCAAGGAGCUCGUGUGUAGCAAGCUGCUGAAGAGGGCCAGGGAGGCCGCGGCGUACCAAGCACGUGGGGAGAAGAUCCCCGAUGAGCUAUGGGUUCAUCUUCUGCAGGAACGCAUGAGUGAUGUGGACUGUGAGACCUUGGGGUGGGUGGUGGAUGGCUUCCCCCAGACCAGGAAGCAGGCCCUGGAGCUCCAGACCCUGGGUGUCCUCCCCCGGCACCUCGUGGUCCUUUACGCCCCAGACACCGUGCUAAUCGAGAGGAACCUGGGGAAGCGUGUGGACCCCUUCACCCAGGAGGUCUACCACACCACCUUUGACUGGCCAGUCGACUUCACCGUACAGAAGCGCUUGGUGAAGCCGGAAGACACCUCAGAGCAAGCCACUGCUCGGCGGCUUCUGGAGAACCACCGCAACAUGCCUGGCAUCAUCCAGACCUACCAGGAUUGCCACAAGGCUAUCAAUGCCGACCAGCCCUGUGUUGACGUCUUUGCCCAAGCACUAAAUUUUGUACAGAGCCGUCCACGCUCCAACGCCCCCUUCACUCCCCGCAUUUUGCUCCUGGGGCCCCCGGGCAGCGGCAAAAGCCUGCAGGCAGCUCUGCUCUCCCAGAAAUACGGGGUGGUCAACAUUGCCUUCGGGGACCUCCUGCGGGAGAAAAUGGCCGGGAACAUGGGCGUGGGCGAAUUCAUCAAGCCCUUUUUUGAAAGGGGGUACCCCGUGAACGACAACAUCGCUUUGCACGUCCUCCAGGAGCGGCUGGAACAGGCCGACUGCCGCAGCUACGGCUGGGUGCUCCACGGCUUCCCUCGAGAUGUGGACCAGGCGCUGCUCUUCCAGCAGAUUGGCGUCGAGCCCAACCGAGUCUUCUUCCUCAACCUGCCCACCGAGGUGGGGCUGCAGCGCCUCUGCCAGCGUGCCACCGACCCUGUCACCGGGGAGAGAUACCACACCAUCUACAAGCCACCUGUGGAGGAGGAAGUCCACCAGCGCCUGCGCCGCCACCCCAAGGACAACCCCCUCCAGGUGGAGCGGAAGACGGACAUCUACAGCCACCAGCUGCCCGACCUGGAGGAGCACUACGAGGACUCCAUCUGCCUCAACGCCGACCAGGACCCUUACACCGUCUUCGAGUACAUCGAGAGCUGCCUGGUCAAGCCCUUGCCCCUCUGCAAGCUGUAAGGGCUGAGAGGUGCCCCCCCCAUGGCUUUGCCAGCACCGCCCUGGCAGCAAGCAGCAUGGCCGGUGCGGGGAGGAUAGUGUGUUUAGCGCUAAUGAGAGAAUAAAAAUAUUUUGCUUUCA